This is a messenger RNA of Colossoma macropomum (tambaqui), 703 nucleotides long. Its product is annotated as UDP-glucose 4-epimerase-like. Lineage: Eukaryota; Metazoa; Chordata; Actinopteri; Characiformes; Serrasalmidae. Gene Ontology annotation, cellular component: cytosol. Gene Ontology annotation, molecular function: UDP-glucose 4-epimerase activity. The record is from RefSeq and is a predicted model, not a curated record. Gene Ontology annotation, biological process: beta-D-galactose catabolic process via UDP-galactose, Leloir pathway.
UUCACCGAGCUGUAGCCGCUUCGCAGAGCUCCACGUCUCUCUGAGAGGAGGAAGAGAGAAUGAAUAAAGUCAGUGAGAGAGAAGCUGAGCUCUCUCACUGCUGUCAUUACUCUCCACACCUUGAAACAGCUCCGACCUGCCCGACGAGCCCUCUGUACACUCCUAGGCUGCCGGAAUGGCGCAGAAGGUGCUGGUGACGGGUGGAGGGGGCUACAUUGGUAGCCACUGUGUGGUGGAGCUGAUUGAGGCCGGCUAUCAUCCUGUGGUCAUCGAUAACUUCAGCAAUGCUGUAAGAGGAGAAGGCGAUGUCCCCGAGAGCUUGCGGAGGAUAGAGAAGUUUAUGGACACUACGAUUGAGUUCCAUGAACUGGACCUGCUGGACAAACCCGGUCUGGAGAAAAUCUUCAAACAGCACUCGUUCUAUGCAGUGAUGCACUUUGCUGGGCUGAAAGCGGUGGGAGAAUCAGUGGAGCAGCCGUUACGCUACUACAGGGUCAACCUCACAGGCACAAUCAACCUACUGGAGGUGAUGCAGGCUCACGGGGUCCAUAAUCUAGUGUUCAGCAGCUCGGCGACGGUGUACGGCGAUCCUCAGAAACUGCCCAUCGACGAGCAGCAUCCAGCUGGAGGCUGCACAAACCCUUACGGCAAGACCAAGUUCUUCAUUGAGGAGAUGAUCCGGGACCAGUGCAGUGCAGAAAAG